CCCGGCGGAGAAGCCGCCCGGCGGCCCAGGUGCGCCGCCCGCUGCGUGCGUGUGCGCGUUGGGGAGCGAGGGAGCGGUGUGGCCCGCCCCGCGCUCCGUAGUAGAGGCCGGGUGACGUCACGUGCGGGCGGGAUUGGCUGAGGAGGCGGAGGCGCUGCUGUUGCCGCCGCUGCGGUGCUGCAAAGCCGAGCCCAGUUCAGCGCUUCCUUGGCCGGUCAUGGACGGCGGAGUGGCCGCUGCAGCGGGUGAAGAAGAAUGGAGGUGCCUGGGGUGUGGCGACAGCGUUGCAGCUGGUCAGCGACUCUACAGGACCGUUAAUGAAGCUUGGCACAUCUCCUGCUUCUGCUGCUCUGAAUGCCAGGACCUCCUCACAAAUUGGUACUAUGAAAAAGACGGGAAACUCUACUGCCACAAGGACUACUGGAGGAAGUUUGGUGAAUCUUGCCACGGCUGCUCUUUGCUGAUGACGGGCCCCGUUAUGGUGGCCGGUGAAUACAAGUUCCACCCAGAAUGCUUUGCUUGUAUGAGCUGCAAGGUGAUCAUUGAAGAUGGCGAUACCUACGCGUUGGUGCAGCACUCUGCCCUCUACUGUGGCAAAUGCCACAACCAGAUUGUCCUGACGCCGAUGAUCGAAAGGCUCUCCACAGAGUCCCUGUGCGAACAGCUGCCCUACACACUGACCCUCGUCUCCAUGCCUGCAGCCACUGACGGCAAGAGAGGGUUCACGGUGGCCGUGGAAGGCGGCUGCUCGGCCUAUGCCACUAGCGUCCAAGUCAAAGAGGUCAAUCGAAUACAUAUUAGCCCCGAUGUCCAAAACGCUAUCCACCCCGGAGACAAAAUCCUGGAGAUAAACGGAACUCCGAUUCGCACACUACAAACAGAAGAGGUCAAGGACUUGAUCCGCAAGACGAGCCAAACGCUUCAGCUGCUGAUCGAGCACGAUCCGGUCUCUCAGCGCCUGGACAGGCUGCGCCUGGAUUCCCACCUGCCUGUGCGCAUUAAGAAGCCCUCUUCUCCCUGCCCCAUUUCACCUCUGGACCUCAAGGAGAAUCUGGAAGGGACGUUGAGGCGGCGCUCUCUCAGGCGAAGCAACAGUAUCUCCAGGUCCCCUGGCCCCAGCUCCCCAAAGGAACCACACCUCCUCACCCGGGAUAUCAGCCGCUCGGAAUCGCUCCGCUCCUCUACAAGCUGCUCCCAGCAGAUCUUCCGGCCCUGUGAUCUGAUCCAUGGCGAAGUGUUGGGGAAAGGAUUCUUUGGCCAGGCAAUCAAGGUGACUCACAAAGCAACCGGGAAGGUCAUGGUGAUGAAGGAGCUGAUUCGCUGUGAUGAGGAAACACAGAAGACCUUCUUGACGGAGGUGAAGGUGAUGCGUAGCUUAGACCAUCCCAACGUGCUGAAGUUCAUCGGUGUGUUGUACAAGGACAAGAAGCUGAAUCUGCUCACGGAGUACAUCGAAGGAGGGACCCUGAAGGACUUCCUUCGGAACGUGGAUCCGUUUCCCUGGGAGCAGAAGGUCAGCUUUGCCAAAGGGAUUGCCUCGGGGAUGGCCUACCUCCACUCCAUGUCCAUCAUUCACCGGGACCUGAAUUCCCACAACUGCCUCAUCAAGCUGGACAAGACGGUGGUGGUGGCAGACUUUGGCCUGUCCCGGCUGAUUGUAGAGGAGAGGAAGAAGCCCACCCUGGAAAAGCUGUCGGCCAAGAAGCGGAGCUUGCGUAAGAGCGACCGGAAGAAACGCUACACGGUGGUUGGGAACCCCUACUGGAUGGCCCCGGAGAUGCUGAACGGACAGCGCUAUGACGAGACAGUGGACAUCUUUUCCUUUGGGAUCGUGCUUUGCGAGAUCAUAGGCCAAGUGUAUGCAGAUCCAGACUGCCUGCCCCGCACCCUGGACUUUGGCCUGAAUGUGAAGCUCUUCUGGGAGAAGUUUGUUCCUGCCGAUUGCCCUCCGGCUUUCUUCCCUCUGGCGGCUGUCUGCUGCAGGCUGGAGCCGGAGAGCAGGCCCCCAUUUUCAAAACUGGAGGAUUCUUUUGAAGCCCUUUCCUUAUACCUGGGAGAACUGGGAAUCCCCCUCCCCUCGGAACUGGAGGAACUGGACCACAACGUCAGCACGGCGCAUGGGCUGAUCCGGGACAAGCUACCCAGCACCCUCACUUAGUCUCCUGACCCGUGCGCGCUUUCCAUGGAAUACCACUCAGGCAGCAGGCAGCGAGGACUGAUUUCCCACUCUUCACAGGGCAUUAAUAGGGCACCGAUUUGCCUCGUGGCCUUGCCUUCAGCCUCCUCCGCCUCUCUCCUGUGGAUCUGUGGCAUGUCCUGAGAGCAAGAAGAGCUCUCUCCCACUGGGGGCUUCAGCCCUGACAAUCUCGCUUGGGAAACACACAGUUCUUAGGGCCGUAUUUGGGGGUCCUAGGCCUGGUGGUGCCUUUAGACCUUGGUCAGACUGCAAGGUGUGAAGGAUCCGGGGUGCUUUGCCCCCAGAGCAAAGCCAGAGGCAGCAUCCAAGGUGCCAGACGCUUGGGAGAAAAGGGCUUGGAGGGAACUUGCCCCCAAAGGGAAGGCUGGAGCUUCCGUCUUCCGUAUGGACCUCUUGGAAUUAGGCAAAUUCUAUCCCCCACGCCUUCCUAUUGAGUCUUGUUCCAGGCACCGCCUCCACAGGCAGGUCUAGAAACCUGUGCAAGAGAUGAGACUGUAGAGGAAAACUGUGACGGUGGCUGGAAUCACUCAGGAGAUGCAAACACUACUUCAGCUGAUGCUUGAGCAGUGGGCUCUGGGGGAUAAAAAAGGGAGAGACUGUAUCCCAUCGUGGAUGCCGGCGUAUCCCCAGUGCCUCCCCUGUUGGGGUUUUCUCCGUGGCAUGGAGUGCUGGAUACAAGCCUGGCAUUCCUGGCAGCUGACUGGGAAUGAGAGCCUUGACUCCUAGCUGGGACCACUAAGGCGAAGGCACAGAAGAGAUCGCGAUGAUCACUACCUCUGUCCUCCAUUUCAGGCCUCUCCUGCUUGCUGUUCUCAGCUGGGUUUGGGGCACUGUCUUCCGACACCUGCCUCCAGCAUCUGUUCUGGUGAAGGAACCGGAAGCCCCUCUCGUCUGAUGCAGGUGGCCCCUUCCCGGCACUCUUGACCUGAAAUAGCCAUUUGGGGAAAUCCAGCAGCAGAUGAGUGGUGAGCUUCACCUCUGCUUUUGGCUUCUCUCUCUGAAUUCUUGCUGUCCCCUUUUCCCCAGCUCCCUGUGGCCCAAAUCCUGGUGUUCAGAGGGAUCAAAACAUGUGAAGCUUCUUGGUUCGUUCUUGCUUAGACGAGCUGUUUUGGACUCAAGUUUGUGUUUAAUCUGUGGACAUUUUAAAGAAACGCUGGACCUUCGCGUGUGGAGGCGUGUAAGGGACAUUUUCAGAUUCCUUUGCAUUCAGAUUGGACUCGUCUCCCCCCUCUCCCUCUUUGUAAAGUUGGGGGUGCAAAUGUGGGGGUACCCUCUAUCUCAUGGAGGAGAAACUUGGACCAUGCGUUCAGGAGGCUCUGAUCUCCUGCAGUUGCAUAACAAACUGUUCUAUGACUAAAUUAAAAGCUGGAAUAAAGUUAUGCUACGAAAGUAA
Messenger RNA from Hemicordylus capensis (graceful crag lizard), 3590 nucleotides. It is a transcript of the gene LIMK2, whose product is annotated as LIM domain kinase 2. The coding region runs from base 218 to 2158 and encodes 646 amino acids. NCBI's taxonomy places the organism in Eukaryota, Metazoa, Chordata, Lepidosauria, Squamata, Cordylidae. Gene Ontology annotation, biological process: protein phosphorylation; actin cytoskeleton organization. The transcript is spliced from 16 exons. Gene Ontology annotation, molecular function: protein serine/threonine kinase activity; ATP binding; protein binding. Gene Ontology annotation, cellular component: nucleus; cytoplasm. The record is from RefSeq and is a predicted model, not a curated record.